Prunus armeniaca (apricot) is the source of this 1860-nucleotide messenger RNA. The record is from the annotation of a GenBank genome assembly. NCBI's taxonomy places the organism in Eukaryota, Viridiplantae, Streptophyta, Magnoliopsida, Rosales, Rosaceae.
AUGGAUCGGGUUAUCAAAGCCGCGAGGAGCUCUGGUUCUCUCAAUCUUUCAAAUCGUAAUCUCAGCCAAGUGCCCGAUGAGGUAUAUAGAAGUACGAGUGCAGUUGGGGACGAUGAGAAAUGGUGGGAGGCUGUGGAGCUACAAAAGCUCAUUAUAGCUCAUAACAACAUUGAAUCACUGAAAGAAGAGCUGAGAAAUUUGCCUCUUCUGACUGUGUUAAAUGUCAGCCACAACAAACUUUCCGAGCUUCCAGCUGCAAUUGGAGAGCUUACCAUGCUCAAAUCAUUAGACUUAUCGUUCAACUCAAUUCUAAAGUUGCCUGAGGAAAUUGGAUCAGUAACUUCUCUUGUCAAACUUGAUUGCUCGAACAAUCAGCUUAAAGAACUACCAAGCUCACUUGGAAGAUGCUCAGAUCUAUCAGAAUUCAAGGCGUCAAAUAAUGUUAUCAUCAGCUUGCCAGAAGAUCUAGCUAACUGUUCAAAAUUGAUGAAACUAGAUGUGGAGGGUAACAAGCUAACAAUCCUAUCUGAGAAUUUGAUUGGAUCAUGGACCAUGCUUACAGAACUCAAUGCAUCAAAAAAUAUGCUGAGUGGAAUACCAGAGAAUAUUGGAAGCCUAUCUCGUCUUAUCCGUCUUGACCUUCACCAGAACAAAAUUUCGUCAGUUCCACUUUCAAUAAAGGGUUGUUCUUCCCUUGCGGAGAUCUACAUGGGGAAUAAUGCGCUGUCUACAUUACCAGCGGAGAUGGGGGCGCUUUCUCAUCUAGGAACUUUAGAUCUUCACUCGAACCAGUUGAAGGAGUAUCCAGUGGAGGCAUGCAAAUUGCGUCUUUCGUUGUUGAAUCUUUCAAACAAUUCAUUGUCUGGAUUGCCCCCUGAAUUGGGCAAGAUGACUACCCUGCGAAAACUUUUGCUUACCGGAAAUCCUUUACGAACUCUUAGAAGCUCAUUGGUUUCUGGAUCAACUCCUACUUUAUUGAAGCAUCUUUCGAGAGUAGACUUUCUGAGAAUGAAGACAAUAUCUGGAUCCCAUAUGCUUAAGUUGUUAAUAAAUGGAAGAAAAGUUAAUACCCUCCCUCAUGUGCUCAUGCUCAUAGAGACACAUUUAACUGCAGACUAUGCAGAAGCUACAACUACAAAAAAGGAGGAUGUUAUUGCCAUGGCUACUCGAUUAUCAAUCGCUUCAAAGGAACUUUCUAUGGAAGGGCUGGGUUUGACUGCUGUCCCAUCAGAAGUAUGGGAGUCGAGUGAGGUCACAAAAGUUGAUCUUUCUAGGAAUUCCAUCCAAGAGCUUCCAGUUGAGCUUUCGUCAUGUGUCUGCCUUCAGACUCUAGUUUUUUCCAGGAACAAGAUUAAAGACUGGCCAACUGCAAUUUUAAGGUCACUUCCUAAUCUGUUGUGUUUGAAGCUGGACAAUAAUCCACUAACACAGAUUCCACCGGAUGGAUUUCAAGCAGCCCCUAUGCUUCAGGUUCUCGAUCUAAGUGGUAAUGCAGCUUCAUUACCAGAGCAUCCAUCAUUUUCCAGCUUACCACAUUUGCAAGAGCUUUACCUGAGACGAAUGCAGCUACGAGAAGUCCCAUCAGAUAUCUUGAGUUUGCAGCGACUGCGGAUCCUUGACUUAAGCCAAAAUUCCCUCCGAUCGGUUCCAGUGGAGUUCAAAAAUCUUACUUCACUCACUGAGCUAGGCCUAUCUGACAAUGACAUCUCAACGCUUCCCCCAGAGUUGGGUUUGCUUGAACCUAGCUUACAGGCCUUAAGACUUGAUGGAAAUCCAUUAAGAAGCAUCCGGAGGACGGUUUUAGACAGAGGAACCAAAGCUGUUCUGAAUUAUCUCAAGGACAAAAUUGUUGAAGCUUAG